CCAGGAAGUAGCCAAAUUUCAUCUGGGCAUGAACUUAUCGACUAAAUUACAGCUUUACGGUCAUUUAUCGGUUGACGGACGCACGCGUAUAUACUUCUGCUCCCUCAUUAUCCUCUGUAGUUGCUAACGGCUUUGGUGGGUGGUGUCCCAAUCGUUAGGCACCUCUCCUGCCGAGGGGUGAUCCCCCACAAUGAAUACGCUUAGUGGGGUGAGGUCGACUGUCAACUUCCCCACGCGAAGCUACCCCAUGUGAGGAGAACGAUUUCUCCAUGGGGAGAGAGGGGAUUUAGUGGGUAUGUAGAUCAGUCUACAUUUAUUUACCAUGACAUGGCAAAGCUAUAAGUACUUUGGCUGGCUGUAUUCAUAUUCCUUUUUGCAAGUUUGAUUGACGCUUAGAGAAGGAAAUCGGCAUUGCAAGCUAGUAAAUUAUUACGCUACAGCUGCAUAGUCACCGAUAUGUCAGCUACUAUAAACAAGGAUGAAAAGGACCAGGCUUUUGAGCACGAGAGUAAUGCUGGAGACACGGUCGACAUCAAGAGCGCAGACGAGCUAGAGCGCAACAUCAAUGGACCACAUAGCAUAUAUGCAGAGGCUCUCGCAAGAUACCCAAACGAUGAGUCUAUAGACCAGAUAGACGAGAAGAAGCUUAAGCGUAAGCUUGACAGACGUAUAUUACCUUUGUUGGGAAUAUGCUACUUCUUCUAUUAUGUCGACAAGACAACUCUGUCGUACGCAGCCAUCUUUGGUAUUAAAGAUGAUCUUCACUUGCAAAAAGACCAGUACUCGUGGCUGUCAUCAUUGUUCUAUUUCGGAUGGCUUUUUUGGGCUAUUCCGUCCAACUUGAUUAUGCAGAGAUGCCCGCCUGCAUGGUAUCUCUCAUUUAACAUCUUCAUGUGGGGAGUAUUAUUAAUGGUUCAAGCAGCUGCGAACAACUUCGCUACGUUAGCUGCGCUUAGAAUCCUGUCGGGGGCUUUCGAAGCUAUCGCCGAUCCGGCAUUUAUGAUGAUCACGUCGAUGUAUUAUACGAGAGCCGAACAGCCAUCACGCAUCGCCGCAUGGUACAUGUGGAAUGGCAUUGGAGUGGCUGGGGGUGGAUUGAUCGGCUACGGCAUUGGUAACAUCAAAGGAGCUCUCCAAUCAUGGAGAUACGAGUUCAUUGUCGUGGGCGCAGCCUGUGCCUUCUGGGCUACCAUCCUAUGCCUCCUUCUGCCCAACUCGCCCGUCACCUUCCGGGGCUUCUCCUACGACGAGAAGCUAUUGAUGAUUGCUCGCAUGAGAAGGAACCAAACGGGUGUCGAACAACGUCGCAUCAACUGGUCGCAGAUCAAGGAAGCCUAUCUUGACUACAAGACUUGGCUUUUUACCUUGCUUGGAUUCGUGAGCAAUAUCCCCAAUGGCGGCAUUUCCAACUUCUCGACUCUUGUGAUCAAGGGCCUGGGUUUCAAUACCUUGAACACCGCUCUUCUUGGAAUCCCCCAAGGAGUCAUCGUGGUGAUUUGGAUUGGGUUGGCUGCGGUCUGCAACAGAUAUAUGCCGAAGAAUAGUCGCACUAUCAUCUGCGCAUUAUUCAUGAUCCCGACUAUCGCCGGUGCAUUGGGGUUUCUGCUCGCUCCUACAAAUGCCUAUGUCGGCCGUCUCAUCUGCUUCUACCUGACCGGCUCGUAUCAAGCUUCAUUCGUGCUUAGCUUGUCACUGAUCACGUCGAACACGGGCGGGCAAUCCAAGAAGAUGAUCGUGUCAGGCAUGAUAUGGUUUGGCGCAUGCAUCGGCAAUAUUGCCUCGCCAUUUUUCUAUAAAACAGAGCAAGCCCCAAAAUACCCCCUAGGCAUCGGUUCGUUGCUUGUUGCCAACAUCAUUGAGCUUGUUCUCUUCUUCGUCUUACGUUACUCUUUUAUACGCGAAAACAGAGUCAAGGAGAGGCAACGUGCAGAGUUGAGGGCAAACGGGGGGAUGGAGAACAACGAUCUUAACGAUACGGCCUUUACUGAUAUGACAGAUAAGCAGAACCCAAACUUUGAAUAUGUUUACUGAACAUAGCUAGUAGAAGCUGGUAGAUUACGUUUAAUAAGGCCAGGAGGA
Pseudogymnoascus verrucosus is the source of this 2079-nucleotide messenger RNA. RefSeq lists its product as uncharacterized. Gene Ontology annotation, cellular component: membrane. Gene Ontology annotation, biological process: transmembrane transport. Gene Ontology annotation, molecular function: transmembrane transporter activity. The transcript is spliced from 4 exons. Lineage: Eukaryota; Fungi; Ascomycota; Leotiomycetes; Thelebolales; Thelebolaceae. Bases 457 to 2031 code for a protein of 524 amino acids. The record is from RefSeq and is a predicted model, not a curated record.